UCCGGAGGGUCCAGAGUUUGUGUCGUUACAGGUAAUUAUGUCUAAAAGGGUGUCAUUACCGUCUAUACAAACUAGCCCACAAUGGCCCGACAUUGUCAAUGAUGGAAGCAAUUGUGACAUCUGCAGUGAAGAACCUUCCUCUUCAGAUUUGAGGAUUUCUCCUUCAAGAAAUGAAUUACGAAAGAGACUGGCAAGCAUGGCUGCACAUGAGGGGGCAGCAAGUCCUCAAGCUCUGAAAUUCAUACAUAAUACAAAAGCACGAGAAAGAACCAGAGAACGACAGCAGCCCAUAAAGCUGGAGCCUUUGCCUGCAUUGAAGAUUCAUCAAAGCCAUAAACAACCUGAAUAUAUAUACCGGAAGAACAGGGAACGAUUAUUAGCUGGUGGAGUCUUACAACCAAUCACUUCAGCUGAGAAAAUGAAGUGGCCUGUUGCUGUGGAAACACUCGUGCCAGAAAUUCCAGAAGAAUUCAGGGAAAUCCAGUUACUGGGUUCAAAAAUCCUUCCGACUCCCGCCAAACAGCCUCGUAGCACGGUCAAGAUAAGUGCUUGCCUCCCGAACCCUAUUCCGCCUGCCUUUCCAUUUCAAGAAGCACAAGAUGUGGUUAAAGCUAAUGUUACAGAACCCCAAGAAAUUAUCAAAAUAGUAUGUGGCAACAAACAUCUUGGGUUUCUGUACAUGACUCCUGCAAUGCCUCGGUCAUCCAUUGAAUAUGAUGCAUACAACUUAAAAAUUGUAACUUAUGACUGCAUUAAUAAAAACGACUACUACACAAUUAGCCCAAAUGCAGUUAUUCAUACAUGUAAUGGAGAAGUUGAAUAUCUGGAACUGGCCCGCUGGGAACAGGAAUAUCUAUAUCACAGAAGCCUCUCCAAAAUUCCUAUAUUUGCUAUAUUUCGCAAAUGGAAGUCAUUUAACGUGUGGAGAAAGAACGUCCGCUCUAAGAAAAUUAAUUCAUGCCGCCGAGCUUUGCAGAAGAACUUGUUCAUUGUUAAUCCUAGCAUUGACUCUGCAGAGUCGCAAGUUGGUGAUGUGGGCAUGUUUCAGCAGCUUUUGUGA
This is a messenger RNA of Sphaerodactylus townsendi, 1060 nucleotides long. Its product is annotated as dynein axonemal heavy chain 6-like. NCBI's taxonomy places the organism in Eukaryota, Metazoa, Chordata, Lepidosauria, Squamata, Sphaerodactylidae. The record is from RefSeq and is a predicted model, not a curated record. The coding region runs from base 38 to 1060 and encodes 340 amino acids. The transcript is spliced from 6 exons.